GCAGUUGCGUUUGGUGACAGUCGUUGGCUACACGCGGUGUAUAUAAGAAAUAAGAAAACAGUAAGAAAAAAUGACAAAUUUAGUGAAAAGUGACAAUCAGUAUGAAAAAUUAGAUGAUAAAAGACCUCAGUUUGGAAAUAGAAUUCUUUCUAAUGAAGAUAAUGUCUUUGAACAUAAUGCCUGGGACAAUGUAACUUGGGAUGAGGAACAAGAGGAAACUGCUCGACAAAAAGUCGCUGAAAAUUCAUCUAUUCUCGCAUCCUCUGAAUUGACAUUAAAAUAUGAAACCGAAGCUGGCAAUUAUUGGGAUAAAUUUUACGAAAUACAUCAAAAUAGAUUUUUUAAAGAUAGACACUGGCUCUUUACUGAAUUUGCUGAACUUUCACCUGGAACGGAAAAUAGUGACAAGAGAAUCGAAAGAAUUUUACCUGACAAUUCGAUAAGUCAAAAUGAAUUAAUCGGUGAUGGAAAAAUAAUUUUUGAAAUAGGUUGCGGUGUUGGAAACACAGUUUUUCCUCUACUUUUGUAUAACAAGGAUCCAAAUUUAUUUAUCUAUUGCUGUGAUUUUUCCAGCAAUGCUAUUGAAAUUUUGCAACAGAAUUCGGAAUUCGAUCCUUCAAGAUGUAAAGCUUUUGUCCUUGAUGCUACUCAAGAAAAUUGGUCGCCUCCAUUUCCAGAGGAAAGUUUGGAUAUUGUUAUUUUAAUAUUUGUACUUUCUGCAAUACAUCCAGAUAAAAUACAGCAUGUAAUAAAACAAAUUCAUCGAUACUUAAAACCUGGAGGAUUGGUUUUAUUCCGAGAUUAUGGACGAUAUGAUAUGGCGCAAUUGAGAUUUAAAAAAGGUCGCUGUCUUUCAGAAAACUUUUAUGCAAGAGGUGAUGGUACUCGGGUUUAUUUUUUUACCCAAGAGGAAAUAAGAGAAUUGUUUACUGGCUGUGGAUUCGAGGAGAAGCAGAAUCUGAUCGAUAGAAGAUUACAGGUAAAUCGUGGAAAACAGCUAACAAUGUAUCGAAUAUGGAUUCAAUGUAAAUUUCAAAAAAAAAUUAAAUAAUUUUUAAUUAA
Leptopilina boulardi is the source of this 1062-nucleotide messenger RNA. It is a transcript of the gene Mettl2, whose product is annotated as tRNA N(3)-methylcytidine methyltransferase METTL2. The transcript is spliced from 6 exons. The record is from RefSeq and is a predicted model, not a curated record. Lineage: Eukaryota; Metazoa; Arthropoda; Insecta; Hymenoptera; Figitidae. Gene Ontology annotation, molecular function: tRNA (cytidine-N3)-methyltransferase activity. The coding region runs from base 71 to 1051 and encodes 326 amino acids.